CGCAGCGGCCGGAGCAGAGUGUCAUGCAGGCUCUGGAGAGUCUCAAUGAUGGUCAGGUGAAUGACUUCCUCACAGGCAAGGCUCCAUUAAAUCUGACCAUGCGUCUUGGAGAUCACAUGAUGCUCAUUCAACUCCAGCUGUCCACAGUGUCGCCCGGUGGCUCAAGGAAGACCCGACUCCAACCUACACACAGCCAUGCCCACACCCAUGCCCACACACACAAUCAUGCACACACUCAUUCACAUACCCACACUCACAGCCACACCCACGCACAUGCUCAUACACACUCACAUAGCCACGACCACGGAGGAUCUGCACGGACGUCCACGCAUCCACUAACUCCACCUUACACUCCUCACGCUACCUGUUCAGGUUAUUCUCCUGUGCACACAUCCCAUAUGUCCAACCAGUCCUCAAUCCCAGCCUCUGUGACCAUCAACCCUAGUCAGACUACUUCCGCAGCCCCCAACACAUCUAGGGCCAAUUCUCCAUCUUCUCCGUCGUCUUCAUCUUCCUCGUCUUCUUCCCCUUCAUCUUCUGCAUCAGCAACACUUCACCACCAACACAAUCUUUCACAUCAUCACCAUUAUCAUCACCAUAGUAUGGGCUGUGGAUCUCCGUCAUCCCCUCCACCCCCAUACCUAACCACUCCCCCACAUUACCAUCACCAUCAUCACCGGCCAACACCAGGUUCCCCUUCCACUCCUAACAGCCCCUCCUCCUCCUCCUCAAGUGGGUCAAACACCAGUUCACCGUCUGGUCUUGGAUUAGAUGGGGACCUUCCUGUCAGAGGGUGUCCACACAGGGGUGAAGAAACUGAUCCCAGGGCCUCCUUAGAUACCAAGGCACUAGCUGAGGCUUCUCGUAACUUAACUCAGACACUAAAGCAGCUCUCUUCUGAAGUCCUAACAUCAAAGCCAGAGCAGAAGGAGGAAACUCUUACCCCUCAUGAGGUGGCUGCAACAUCCCUUGGCUCAAUGGGUGGUAACAGUAAUAGCAGCAGUAGCACUAGUAAUAGUAACAACAGCAGCAACAGCAGUAGUGGCAGCAACAUCAGUGGCAGUGGAUGUAGCAGCAGCAGUAGCACCAGCAACAGCAGCAGCAGCAAUAGCAGCAGCAGCAACAACAGCAGCAGCAGCAGCAGCAGCAGCAGCAGCAGCAGCAGCAACAACAGCAGCAACAGCAGCAGCAGCAGUUCAAGUAGCAGCAACAGUGGUAGUGGCAUUGGUGGCAUUAAGAAGCAGGGAGCCAUAAUUGAGAGUAUGCACCACCAUGGCAAGGGGGUUUACUCAGGCACUUUCUCAGGUACACUGAACCCAGCACUACAGGACAGGCAGGGACGGCCAAAACGGGACAUUUCCACCAUCAUCCAUAUCCUUAACGACCUCUUAUGUGCCACUCCCCAAUAUCGUCGACACUCUACCAACAUCUCCCUCAGUACCUCGACUCCUACCACUAGUCGCAACAAGAGUAGUAGUGGGAGCAUCAGGCGGGGAACACAGCAGAUGGGAGGCGCCUCCACCAGUGGCUUGCAGUCACACGAUUCUGUGACGUAUUCAGGUGGCGGGAAAUCUGCUGAUAAUGCACAAACUGCCGAACAAGAUUCUGGUGAUGAGAACCAAGCAAUGCGCACGAAAGUGGAACAGUUAAGACUAAUAAUGGAGCAGAGACGGGCUCGGCGCAAGGCUCGCCGUGAUGCCCGUACCCGCCCCUACCCCCACACUGCAGCAUCAUGGGCCACUGACACCAGUGUUCCGACUGUUGUCGCCACCAGUAGCACAGCAACAAGUGCUACUCAAGCCAUGGAUGUAGAUGGUAGUAAACCAGAUGGCACAGAUCCCACUACCCUGUGUGAGCUCAACUCAGAGACUGUUGUGGCUUAAUGCUGGCCCACCACUAGAAGGAUGUUAGGGUAGUGCGUAGGGAGGAUUUGCCAUGCUAAACUCACCGCGUUAUAGUGGUUUUAGUGGUAAAUGAUGAGUGUACCUUUGCACAACUGCCUGUAACCCAAGGUUACUUGUAUAGCCAAGGUCAUCAAGUCUUUAUUACUGCAAGGCUUGUCACUUGGCAGGUUAAUAGGGAAUGCAAAGUGUUUUGUCUGUGAUUUAGGGUUGAAUGUGUUGCAAGUAACUUGCUGCACAGAGCAUUGAUUGAUGAUGUGCUUCCACAGUUGGAAAAGGUGACAGUGUGACAGGCCAAUUUGUUUAUGAGGGAAUUUACACGAGAACACAUACAGUUGAAGCAGAUUCUAAGAUUAACAUUUAAUGUUCUAAAAGAAGUUUCUUACAGCAGAUUAAUAGUUGGUUAGAGCAAGCAACUGGUAGGAAACCAGAUUUAGAACUGAUAAUGAGCAGUUUGUAUAGGAUCUGUUCAAAUAGCUUUUUUCUCGGCAGUAGAACACCCCCGAGGCUUACCCUGGGAACAUGCUUGUGGCUUAGCAGGGACACAGUACACAGAAUUGCAGUAUGGAAUUCAGGAUAUGUAUCAGGUGGCCUUGUGAGUCUCAAGUGAUUCUAGGGUCUAGAAGUGAUGAUUAAUUUUUAUUCCAACUUAAAACUGGUAUGGUCACUCUGGCUGCAGUUUUCUGGUUACAUAAGUUUUUAAUCAUUUGACUCUAGACCCACAGUCCAUAAGUAUGGUUUAAUGCUUGAGUAUUUUAUGACUCCAGUAAGACACCAUUCUUAAACGGACAACAAUUCAGGCUAUAUUAGGAAGGUAUUACAUCAUCUGAGAACGGCUGAAUCUACCUCGUCAUAAAACCAAUCGCUAUUUCUUUUAAUACAAGCAGAUCAUAUUAUCCCUAUUCUAAUGUUAUAUAUACAAUAUGCUGUUAUAAUUCAGGAUGUCACCUCGGCUGUUAUAGCGCCAUAGAUACAAUUGCCAUAGUUACGUGUAGAUGUGGUUGAACUCACUUUUGUGUAAUUAUUGACUUCAGCUUCUGAGAAAUUUUGAAUCACCCAAGCCACUAGCUAUGGAGAUGACGAUGCUUAUAUUGUCUGUGUUGACGUGAUACUUGUAUCCAGUGCGGGUUUACCUUCUUGUAUGCGCCACCAAUGCUGUAAAUAACACUUUAUAAGCCUUGAAAGAUGCAAAGGCGUCUCCAUAGAAAAAAAAUUGUUUAGUGAAUGUUAAAGUCUAGGCCCCUUGCUCUUAGGCCCCUGAACAGUAGACGAAAGUGUGAAGCAAUCAUCUGUAACGUUGAUUGUUUAGAAACUAACUCUACUUACUACUGAUGGUAUACCAACAAACAAGAAUGCUGGUCCAUGCUCAUGUGGUUUUGGAGAAUACAAAAAUGGCUGUAGUGAGGAAGAGUGUGACGAGGAAAAAAAAACUCAGAUCAUGCCAACUGUGUUUACAAGGUGAAGGUGUGAGAACUUUGAUAAUUCCUCGGCUACUUUAUAAUUUACUUUGUUUCAGUGAGUGUUCCUUAAUUUCUUUUGGUGGAUAGCCAAAAUGAAGGAACCUCUCCAUGCUUUACAAUCAUUAGAAAUACAGGUACUCUACACAGAAAUAACCAUGAUGUUAUUUCACACCCACACACACACAGAAAAAGGCGGUGAAAUAUAGGAAAUAACCGAAUUUGUAUGAAAUAUUUGGGCAAGAUAUGAAUUUACUCUCAGGCAAUAAAUACAUUGACUUUCCCCAUCACUUGUUUUUCAGUAGUUCAUAAUAAAUGGAAUAUUAUAAAUGUUCCUUCAUCAAGAUUUAAUCAAAACAUAACACUCCUCACUGUACGCUUAUUAGGAUGUUUUGGUAUUUAAUUCUGAUCAGGAAGACAAGUAUACUGUUAUUAAUUUGUUUUCAAAUUGUCUUCAUUGCUGAUAUUUCCCAUUGCAUACGUUAAUUAUGAUGAAACCAAUUCAUAGUUCUCACAUCUUCACUUGAGUGAGCCGAGUCUAAUUGUAGUUACAAACUUACAUGUAUUAUGGACUAUUUUUCAAGUAUUUGUAGUGGUAGAUCAUACAUCCAAUAUUUUGGAUGAUUUUGAAGUUUUGAUAAUAUAAAAGAGUUUUGGGUGACUCAGAAUGACCCAUAUUAAAAUUUUGUAAGUUUAUGACUAAAAUCUGACUGUAACAGUAGCUGUAAUUACUUGGUACUAUUUAUGCACUUCAUAUUCCCUGUCAUGCUUUAUUAAAAUUUCAACCCCAGUUGUGAUGACUCAUAAAUUUACUGUUACAGUCACUGAAUCAAACUGGACAGUUGUCUGCAUUGUGAUAUUAGAUAGAUGGACACUCAACAAUGUUCUUGUUUUCAGCCUCUUUUUUCAUUUUCACUGGGGGAGGACUGAACCAAGGUGAUUCAUAUACCGGUACAACAGUGUCUUGUUGGAGUUGGCAGUUCUAUAUUAUCUAGGUUGAGACUUCCAUGUUUGUCUUUACCCAUUCUAGGUAGUCACUGAGGCUCUUCGGAAUUACUUGUUGGUCCUUCAUGUGAGCUAUGAAUUUCUUAUCACUUAUUACCAGUGAUUCAUGCUAGAAAUAUUGAUUAAUUUAAAUAAUAACACUAAUGAUUUAAUAUGUUCUGAACUUGAACCAACAGUUUUGAAAUAUAACAUAAUGUAUUAGGUAACUUCAGUGUAUCAAUCACCACUGGUCAUCAUGUAGAUCGCCUCAAACUUGACUGUCUAGAAUUGGGUGGCAUCACUUAAUUUCAUCUGCUUACUAAUUACUACUGAACCGGAUACUUAUUAGAGUGGUGUCCUAAGUCCAGGAUCUGUUUUCUUCAUUGGAUUUUCUAUUAUAAUUAUGAAGAUUUACUGAGAGUUUUAAGAAAUAAAGUGUUAGGAUAUUGUUAAGUAGGGCUAUUAGCUAAGUUUUUAUUUCUGUUCACUAUGUUGGAACGAAAUUUAUUUUAAUUUUUCAUUGUUUUAAGGAGACUAUAUAUUCCUCUGUUUUCACCGUUAAUUUAGCACAUUGUCACUUUGUAAAUUACCUUGUUGAUUUUUAAGGGUAAUUUUGCAUAAUUAGGGCAUUUCAAUUAAAGAUGUUACAUCUGUCAUUGGGCAAACCAUUUUAUUGUUAAUUGGUAAAUGAUCAGUGGCUUGGAGUCUUGAGGCUGAAUUCCAGGAUUGACUUUAAUCUGUCACAUAAAGCAGUAAGCUUUGUCUUCUUAUUGACUAUAUUAGUCAAGAUGUUUGCUGCAGUUACCAUCUGAUUUGAGAUAUGAUGUAGGAGUGAGCUGGUGUUGGGACUCAGCCAUCAACAUGAUGGUAUUGUUUCCCCCUUGUGUUGAACUUCACAGGCUUAGGAUCAAGCUGUGGUACCUCAUAUGGCUCAGUAUCUUAUCUCCACAUUACAUUUGGUAAGUGAUAAACAUAAAAAAAGCUGUUCUACACCAUCAGGUUAAGUUAAAAUGCAAUAUAAUAGCUACAGUUACAGACAGUAAGCAAUGGUGAUAUUCUAUAUUGUUGGAUGUAGAUGCAUUUUUGAAGUACUGUCACUGCUCAUAGUUGGUGUGUGUCAUGUCCUGAGUAUUUGCCUUGUCUGUCAAUGUUUGAGUUUGUUAUUUAUGUUCAUCUCAUUGUAUUUGAGUUUAUGGUAAACUAUAAUUACAUAUUAAUGACAAUGUGAUUGGAAAUAAAUCCUCAUUGAGAUAGUCACCAAGGCAUAUAUUUAGUGACUGUAACAAACACCAUAAUCAACUCUUUAAUGAGAUAUUUAACAAAAAAUAUAUUAAAUGUUUAAGGUGCAGACUAAAAACGAAAAAAAAAAUUAAAAACCUUGAGUAACGAUGAGUCAAGGGCACCGAUCUUCUACGAUACUUUUGCAAUACUUCUCAGGGAUUUCUUCUUAUUGCUCAUUCUCCUGUGUUUUGCUUCUCCUUAUAUGUUAAAAUUGGGUGUUGGUUUUUCAAUAUAUGGUAAAUAAUUACUAGCUGGUGUAUGUGCAACUUACCAUCAUUUUAGGUAAUUUGAUUAAUGUGGUAGUUUAUGGAAAGUUUGUUUAUAACACAGGAAAAUGUAGAACAUUAUAAGCACAUUUCUCAGUCUACACUAUGCGGGUAUGAGAGGAGGACCAACAGAUUUUUUGUUUUUUUUCCUGUUCCUCAGAUGAAACACUCUGUGUAAUUCAGAAAUGCAUAUUAUUUACAUAAAAAAAGUCAGGUAGCUAAUGAAUCAAGCUAGCAAUACUGGUAACCAGAUUUUUGCUGUUGUUAAAUGCAGUAUAGUAGAAUAUUUCUCAUGGAUCUCAACAUUUAAAGCAGGGAAGAACCUUACUGUCUGUAACUAUUGCUCUUGUCACUAUUCAUCAGACAUAGCAUGAGUGUUCUAAUGGAUUGUUUGGCAGAAGGCAUGGGGGUCCUCCUAAUUUCAUUCAGAUCCAAGGUAUUUAUGCAAGGUAGUGUGGAAUUUAUAUUUUAAAGAAUGGAGGACCAUGUCGCUGUCUUCCAAUCAACCUUCAGAAAUCUCACUUGAUGUCGUAAAGAAAUUGCUUUCUCUUUUAUAUUGACUUCAAGUCCCACCUGAAGUGUGCAGAGUUGAAGAGGUUGUGGAGAGAUGGGGCAGCUGUGACAAGCUCUUACAAGUUCAAUUUUCUUACUUAAAGCCUCAACAGGUUUACCAGUGAGCCACACUCUCCCAUCCCCUUCUUUUUAUGUCAGGUGUUGUUUCCCUUGUUGAUUCGUCCUUGUUGUACAUUAAUAAACACGAUGGUGAGGUUUAGCGACUGAGAAAUAGAAGUUAUUUGUACUGAAGCACCAAUGUCAGUGUCCAAGUUAGGACAUUUUCGUGGGUUUGUCCAAUAAUUUUCAUUUUGUCGCUGAAUAUUACCUUUAAUAUUAAUCUUAUUAGAUUUGAGUGCUGUGUAUUUGAAUCAGGUGCAGCACUAUAAUUAACUGUUAGAGAGCUUGAGGCUUUAGUUGGAAAUGAAUAAUAUUAAUAAUGUACAUCUAGCAUGUAUAUAGGGAAUGAUGCCACUGAAAUGUGUAGUAAUGUAGUGUUUCAGGCAAAUUCCCAAAUACAUUGCAUGCACUUCUAGUUUGAUGUUCAUAUUAUGAAGUAUAUAAUUAACCAGCAUUAUAUAAAAGUAUACAAGGUUGACUUUUACUGAGAAAUUUCUCAGGUUUUAACCUUGUUUACUUUUGUUUCUAACAUCUUUAGAUGCUGUUCUUGCUAUACUAGAGAAAAAUAGUAAUCAGUGAUUAAUAAACUCCCAAGCAAAGCUUUGUGUUGGGCUCAGGAUAUUAUACAAAACCAUGGAAGAGAGAGACCUUGUCUGAAACACUCUGCAAGAUAUGUUAUUGUUGAUCACAUCUCGUACAGGCAAAUGAAGUAUUGAAUUGCUGGCAACAGACAUUUACGUCACAUAAAUACUUUGUCUGUAUCAUUAGCAUUAAGAUUUUUUCCUUGGUUCAAAGCGGUAUGGCUGAUAUUAUGUUGUAUUUUGAAAGGUGUGUAGAUUCCCAUGUCUGUUCUUCACGUUAAUAAAUCAGUAUGUUGAAA
Homarus americanus (American lobster) is the source of this 7441-nucleotide messenger RNA. Its product is annotated as midnolin-A-like. Lineage: Eukaryota; Metazoa; Arthropoda; Malacostraca; Decapoda; Nephropidae. The transcript is spliced from 5 exons. Bases 24 to 1883 code for a protein of 619 amino acids. Gene Ontology annotation, cellular component: nucleus. The record is from RefSeq and is a predicted model, not a curated record.